AUGGCUACUUCAUCAGCAACAACUGAUAAUUCUGAUGAUGGUAAUAAGAUGCAUUUAUGGGGAGGAAUCGGUAUUGGCAUUUUGAUUGUGUUUUUGGUUGCUUUCUUGCUCUACCUUUUCAUAAAAAAACUACUCCCAAUUCUAAGAAAACGCCAAUCACCCCUCUCCAACAUCACAAAAGGAGUACUGAAAGAAGAGAAGACAAUGCUAAGGAAGUUUCAGUUGGAGGAAGUUGUGAAGGCAACCAAUAAUUUCAGCAGAGAAUGCUUGUUGGGUUCUGGUGCUUUUGGGAAUGUAUAUAAAGGCACUUUUGAUGUUCAAGCAACUCUGGCCAUUAAAAGACCCCAUACACACUCAUAUCAGUGUGUUCAAGAGUUCAGAAAUGAGGUGAGACUACUUUCGAAAGUAAAACAUAGGAACCUAGUUGGUUUAAUUGGAUAUUGUGAAGAACCCGGACCAAAAGGGUCAAAGAUGUUGGUUUAUGAGUACGUUCCAAACGGUUCUCUACUCGAGUUCAUUACAGGAAAAACGGGGAUGAGCUUAAGUUGGAGGCAAAGGGCAAAUAUAGCCAUUGGAGCAGCAAAAGGAAUUGCACAUUUGCAUGAAGGGAUUAAGCCAAGUAUAAUCCACCGAGACAUAAAGCCAAGCAAUAUCUUAGUAGGUGAUGGGUUUCAAGCAAAGGUGUCUGAUUUUGGACUGGUGAAAUCUGGGCCAACUGAUGACCAAUCACAUGUUAGCAGCCAAGUCAAAGGGACUCCAGGAUACCUUGACCCUGCAUAUUGUUCCAGUCUUCACUUGUCUCCAUUCAGUGAUGUCUUUAGCUUUGGUGUUAUCCUUUUGCAGCUUGUUUCUGCCCGCCCUGCAAUUGAAUCUACUAAAAUUCAUUCCAAUUAUCAUAUUAUAGAUUGGGCAAGGUCUAGCUUAGAAAGAGGAAAAGUUGAGGACAUUAUAGAUGUUAAUCUACUCUCAGAGCCCUGCAACAUGAAGAUGAUGCUAAAGAUGGGAAGACUUGGCCUGAGAUGUGUAGCACAUAUACCAAAGGAACGUCCUACAAUGACCCAAGUUUGGCAAGAACUGGAAGAAGCUCUUUACAUGGCUGAAAAUCCCAUAAACAAACAGCCCUCUUGGGAUUCACGAAAAUCCAUGGACUACGAGUACUCUCAGAGCAGCUUUGUGAGCAUAAAUGAGAUUGGAUUCCAAAGGUUUCAUGUAGAGAUGGAGAGCCUCUCCUGUCAGAGUACUAUCUUAAGGUGUUUGGAGGAUAAUAGUAUUAGUAUAGAUACUGAUAAGAACACUUUGAAAGGUACAUACGAGGAACAAAAGUAAAGACAGAUGUUUGCAGUUUGUGUUUGUAUCUCGUUUCAGCCACUUUUUCAUGGAUUUUUUUUCUAUGGUAGGAGAAAAGGGUCUUGUCUGAUUGUGGUGGCACUUUGUGAAUUGAACAGGCCAAGAAAGA
Messenger RNA from Humulus lupulus (European hop), 1456 nucleotides. RefSeq names its product receptor-like protein kinase THESEUS 1. NCBI's taxonomy places the organism in Eukaryota, Viridiplantae, Streptophyta, Magnoliopsida, Rosales, Cannabaceae. The coding region runs from base 1 to 1326 and encodes 441 amino acids. Gene Ontology annotation, biological process: protein phosphorylation. Gene Ontology annotation, molecular function: protein kinase activity; ATP binding. The record is from RefSeq and is a predicted model, not a curated record. The transcript has 7 exons.